Gongylonema pulchrum is the source of this 1641-nucleotide messenger RNA. The record is from the annotation of a GenBank genome assembly. Lineage: Eukaryota; Metazoa; Nematoda; Chromadorea; Rhabditida; Gongylonematidae.
GAUGAUCGUCGCGUCAAAAAUAACAACGAUGUACGAGUGGCAGUGCUAGAGCAACGUGUACGUGAACUGGAAGCAGCUAUGAUUGGUAGUCAAAUUCCUUCAACGUCGAUCCCGGCUACUUCGUUCAUCAUUCCUGUCAUUAAUGCGAAGAACCCGUCGCGUAUACUUCGUUCCGCUUCCGGUCAAUUCAUAGUAUCAGCAGCCACAACGCCAACAACACAGCAACUUAUGGCUCAGGAAGUAGUGGACAAAGAAAUCGAAGUAAACGCAUUUCGUCGAGAGUCCGAAGAGGCAAAAGCACAUCUGGCAAAAGUGAAAGUUCGAUUGGGUGAACUGGAGAAGGAAUGUGUUGCGUAUCGUGAAAAAGCGAUGGCCAUUGAUGCGAAUCGUAACAGUACUCUUGCAACAUCUUUGGAAAAGAUCGCUGCACAGGAGCGAGAAAUCGCGAUGCUGAAGAGUGAGCUGGAACGCAAUGCACAAUUAGUAAAAGAUAUGGAUCGGAUCAAGAAGGAGCAUGAAUUUCUGGAGCUGCAAAAUGAAUCACUGAAUGCAAUGCUCGAUUCGAAAGAAGCAGCCAUUCGCGAUCUCGAAGAUAACAUCCUUGCUAUGAAAAUGGAUGCUGCUUGUAAACUGGAAAGUGGUUCGGCGACCCCGAAAGCGGAUGCUUUCUCAUUAUUCGAUAUCGAUUCUACGAAAUUUUUUCCCGACACAAAAACGCCGAUUACAUCCGGCGCGGUAAACGCAUUCCGUCGAGAGUCCGAAGAGGCAAAAGCACAUCUGGCAAAAGUGAAAGUUCGAUUGGGUGAACUGGAGAAGGAAUGUGUUGCGUAUCGUGAAAAAGCGAUGGCCAUUGAUGCGAAUCGUAACAGCACUCUUGCAACUUCUUUGGAAAAGAUCGCUGCACAAGAGCGAGAAAUCGCGAUGCUGAAGAGUGAGCUGGAACGCAACGCACAGUUAGUAAAAGAUAUGGAUCGGAUCAAGAAGGAGCAUGAAUUUCUGGAGCUGCAAAAUGAAUCACUGAAUGCAAUGCUCGAUUCUAAAGAAGCAGCCAUUCGCGAUCUCGAAGAUAACAUCCUUGCAAUGAAAAUGGAUGCUGCUUGUAAACUGGAAAGUGGUUCGGCGACCCCGAAAGCGGAUGCUUUCUCAUUAUUCGAUAUCGAUUCUACGAAAUUUUUUCCCGACACAAAAACGCCGAUCACAUCCGGCGCGAAUGACGGCCCGGGAUCAGCACAAAUAUCGCAGGGAAUGGCGAGCUCGUCAAGUUCGGAGGGCGGCAAGAUCCAGCUAUCCGCAGCAACGUCGAAGUUCAUCUGGAAGCAGUUAAACACAACCUUGGAAUGCCGUGUAUUGGCUAAAUGUUUGAAGGACAUAGCGGCAAAGGCAAUCACUGGCGACAUUCCAAGUGUUGAUCGCCUGCUGGGAUGUCGAAGUGAUUCGAUGUCGGAAUCGGAGCCAGAACCAGCGAGAACAACUCCAAAGUCAAUGUCCCUAAGCUGUGCUGAAAAACAUAUCAAGAAAGUCGCAGAAGAUCUCGAACGCGUCGAAAAGGACUUGAACUCGCUACGCGAAAGUUUUGUCGAAUAUUAUCAGAGGAAAAUUGCGGAGGAGCUAAAACAAGACGAAUCGUGUCGCAUACAGUAG